CGCUGGCGGACCAGGCGAGCGGUCUGCCUCCGCUCCGCCUCAACCCCCGCUUCAGCUGCUCCGGCGCCCAGGCCACACAGCCAGCCCUAGCGGCAGCUGGAGCCCAUCCCGGUGGCCCGCCUGUCCCGCUCCGCGAGCAGCGGCCCGAGUGUAUGCAGAACCCUGGGCCGCCCGGCAACGCCGUCGUUGGGAGCGAAGUGGGCAGGGCGUGCAGCUUUAGCAAGGGCGCGUCUGUGGCCAGCAGCAGCAGCAGCAUGCUAGCGUGUCGAGCCGCAGGACGGCUGGCAGCAGCAUUCGGCCGUGGCAGCCAGCUGCGCACUGCGCUGGCGGGCAACAGGGCUCGCCCCGUGGUUUCCGACCUCUGCGCCAAUGGCGGCAGCCCCUAUGUGCCGGCAGCCUGGCCACCGCUGCCGCGCGACAAGUCCACUGUUAGCUUCCCGCCGCCGCCAGUCACUACCUCAGAGGAGCAGCCUGUGUGGACUGACCAAGUGUGGGCGAGCCCUCUGGACAUCCGGCGGCGGGUGUUUUGCAACCGCAGCCUCAACAUGAAGAACAUCAAAGCGGUCGGCUUCGACAUGGACUAUACGCUAGCGCAGUACCGCCCAGAGACGUUUGAGACGCUGGCCCACGAGCAGACCGUGGACAAGCUGGUCCGCUACUUUGGGUACCCAGAGAGCCUGUAUGAUCUCACGUUUGACCACGGCUACAUGUGCCGGGGCCUGGUGAUUGACAAGAAGCGUGGCAACAUGCUCAAGAUUGACCGGCACAAGUAUGUCAAGCUGGCGUUCCACGGAUUCCGGGCCCUCCCGCGGGAGCAGCGAAUGUCUGUGUACAACAACGCAGACAAGCGGGAGGAGUAUGAUGAGCCGGCGUUUGCGCUCAUCGACACUCUGUUCAGUCUGGCAGAAGCUUAUCUGUUUAUGCAGGCAAGCAGUGGUGCUGCCUGCCGCUCUGCCGGGUUGGCACGUGCUGCUGUGGAUGUGCGUGGCGCUGUGGACCUGUGCCACAGGGACGGCAGCAUCAAGCGGGAGGUGGCGGCAAACCCGGAGAAGUACAUCCACGACGACCCCGGGUUGGUACCGCUGCUGGAGAUGCUGCGGCAGAGCGGCAAGCAGAUCUUUGUGGCAACCAACUCGAUGUGGGACUACACACAUGUUGUGAUGAACUGGGUGAUCAGCCGGCGCAAGGGAGCGGAGCGCAGCGAGGACUGGCUGAAGCUGUUUGAUGCGGUGGUGGUGGGGUGCGGCAAGCCACGAUACUUCACGGAGCGGUCAAACCUGUUUGAAGUGCACACGGGGACGGGCAUGCUGUGGAACACAGAGGGAGGGUCACCCAUGAUUCCCAUCGGAGAGGAAGACCUGCCCACCCCCAUCCUGCACCAGCCGGGCGCCCGGGCCCGCGUGUUCCAGGGAGGCUACUACCUGGACCUGCACAAGAUGCUGGAUGCGAUUGGCUGGCGCACGCUGCUGGUGAUCCCGGAGCUCGAUGCCGAGCUGGAGGUGUUGGCGGGGUGCAAGAACAACAUGCAAGAGCUGCGGGUGCUGCGCAAGCAGCGGGACGCGCUGGACGACCAGAUCCAGCGCCUGGAGUGGCAGCUCAGCAACGCGCCGCUGGAUGGCGACCCCAGCCACAACAUGGACCUGUCGGCGGCGGGGACCAGCUCGGAGGACGAGCUGAAUGCUUUUGCAGAUAUGCUGAGCAACCUGAAGCAGCAGCGGGAGAGCCUGCGGGAGCGGCACCGCGACCUGCUGCGCAGCCACCACGAGCAGUUCCACCCGUGGGGCCAGCUCAUGAAGACAGGGUAUCAGAACUCGCGCUACGCCCACCAGAUGGAGAGGUUUGCCUGCCUGUACACCAGCCACGUCAGCAACCUAAUAUUCUACUCGCCGCUCAAGAGCUGGAGGGGCAAGCCUGAUGUGAUGAUUCACGAAGAUGAGCUGAUGGGGUGAGCCCGGGCUGGGCUUGCUCGGCAGGUCUCGCCUGGGCCGGCCAGCCAGGGGCGCGUGCCCACAAACCAUCUUCCCACUUCGUUUCAGGGCACCCAUUCCGUUCCUCUGCUGUACUUUCUCUCCUGCUAUUGUACUCUCGGUUCCUUGCGCUCCCGUCUGGGCACCGACUGCGUGCCUUUGUCAGGGCUGUGCACUAUGUGCUCCCAGCCUUGACCUCGGUUGUUUGCCCUGUAUGCCCUUUUGUACUGCAUUGGUAUCCCACAUUUUGUAACAAUCUGUGCCUUUGUC
This is a messenger RNA of Chlorella variabilis, 2237 nucleotides long. RefSeq lists its product as hypothetical. Gene Ontology annotation, molecular function: 5'-nucleotidase activity. The coding region runs from base 153 to 1949 and encodes 598 amino acids. The record is from RefSeq and is a predicted model, not a curated record. The transcript has 21 exons. NCBI's taxonomy places the organism in Eukaryota, Viridiplantae, Chlorophyta, Trebouxiophyceae, Chlorellales, Chlorellaceae.